AUGAAGGAAACCCCAGCAGAGGAUCUCCUUGAUAUGGAGCUGGAAUUUCUGGUGGUGAUCCUUCAGAGGAAUGAUGGAGGGGGAUCUUUACCCCCAGGGGGGAUCCAUGCGAGUCUGGUGAAUGUGAGCGUGUUGCUGUUGAGUCUGUCGUCACCGGACGAAUCCAGUUUGAAAUAUGAGGUGGAGUUCCUACUGCAUUUGUUCUGGAUGGACACCAGACUGGCCCACAAUGAGACCACAGGUCACAAGUACCUGAAUGGAAUUCACCACCAGCAGCAUGUCUGGCUUCCAGACAUUUACUUCCUGAAGCAUGGCGACUUCAAGCACCCUACAGAACCUGUCCACAUUGCUCUAAGGAUCUAUGGGAAUGGCACCAUACACUACACUGCC
Molecule: messenger RNA, 390 nt
Organism: Notodromas monacha
Lineage: Eukaryota; Metazoa; Arthropoda; Ostracoda; Podocopida; Cyprididae
Source: the annotation of a GenBank genome assembly